This is a messenger RNA of Brassica napus (rape), 1005 nucleotides long. RefSeq names its product bax inhibitor 1. The transcript is spliced from 6 exons. Gene Ontology annotation, biological process: negative regulation of apoptotic process. The record is from RefSeq and is marked provisional. Bases 33 to 776 code for a protein of 247 amino acids. Gene Ontology annotation, cellular component: membrane. NCBI's taxonomy places the organism in Eukaryota, Viridiplantae, Streptophyta, Magnoliopsida, Brassicales, Brassicaceae.
UUUUUCUCUUAAAGCAAAAGAAAACAAAAGGCAUGGAUUCAUUCUCGUCCUUCUUCGAUUCUCAACCUGGUAGCAGAAGCUGGAGCUAUGAUUCUCUCAAAAACCUCCGUCAGAUUUCUCCCUCCGUCCAGAAUCAUCUCAAGAGGGUUUAUCUCACUCUGUGUUGUGCUCUCGUUGCGUCUGCGUUUGGAGCUUACCUCCACGUGCUCUGGAACAUAGGUGGUAUUCUCACUACCAUUGGAUGCUUUGGAAGCAUGAUUUGGCUGCUCUCCUGUCCUCCUUAUGAACAACAAAAGAGGCUUUCCCUUCUGUUUCUGUCUGCUGUUCUCGAAGGUGCUUCAGUUGGUCCCUUGAUCAAAGUGGCAGUUGAUUUUGACCCAAGCAUCCUCAUCACUGCGUUUGUCGGAACUGCGAUAGCCUUUAUCUGUUUCUCAGGGGCAGCGAUGUUGGCAAGACGCAGAGAGUACCUCUACCUCGGAGGACUGCUUUCAUCUGGCUUGUCCAUGCUUAUGUGGCUUCAGUUUGCCUCUUCCAUCUUUGGUGGCUCUGCAUCCAUCUUUAAGUUUGAGCUCUACUUUGGACUCUUGAUCUUUGUGGGAUACAUGGUGGUGGACACUCAAGAUAUUAUAGAGAAGGCCCACCUCGGUGACAUGGAUUACGUGAAACAUUCGUUGACCCUUUUCACCGAUUUUGUAGCUGUGUUUGUUCGUGUUCUCAUCAUUAUGCUGAAGAACUCGGCAGAUAAAGAAGAUAAAAAGAAGAGGAGGAGGAACUGAGACUAAAAAGUGAGAAAGAAAGCUAAAUAGAGUGGGUGUUAUGUGUGUUUCAAAAAAUAAAAAAGAGUGGGUGUUAUAAGUACAGACAUGAUAGCGUUGGUGUUUUUUACUUGUUUGGAACAGUUUUGGUAACAACACACGUUACGUAUUUGUGUAUUCCUCUUAGUGACUCCAGAUUGUGAAUGGAUCAGUAUCUUGAAACUGUGUUGAAAAUUAUCAGUUGGGAGCU